Molecule: messenger RNA, 2070 nt
Organism: Seminavis robusta
Lineage: Eukaryota; Bacillariophyta; Bacillariophyceae; Naviculales; Naviculaceae
Source: the annotation of a GenBank genome assembly
AUGAAAUCUCCGCCCGUGGCAGUACUGCUACUGCUGCUGUCCAGCAUGAGCCACGCUCUCGAGCAACAGCCGCAAUGUGGUCUCUGGAUGGCCGCUUCUACGUUGGGCGAUGCGACCAAUUUGGGCAUGUACGCCGGCCAAGACAUUGAAAAGGGCGUCGACAUUCAAAAUGAAAUUGCCAUUCCAUUGCUCUUUCGCAAUUGGGAUGCACCCGAUUAUCACGAUACGGACGAUGGACAGCUGUGGGAUCGGUACAUUUGGGAGGGUGAAGUCGCCAACGUGGAAACAUACGACAAUUCGGAUCUCCAACAAACCAAGGCUGUCUUUGUACCGGGCAUUGGUUGCACCAUCAACUCGGUCUUGGACAUGAACAAUGUCGAGUCCACCCAUGGCUCGACGUAUGACACGGCCGGAUUGCAUCGUAGCAAAGAUCCCGGCAGUGGCGCCUUUACACCCUACUAUGGCACUCACACGGUCAGUACCCGAGACAUUUCCGCCGGAAGUGAAAUUUAUGCCGCAUACGGCGAUCAAUGGAUUCCCGACAUUCCCGGUGCUCAAGUCACUUUUCACAAGAAUCUCGAAGCGGCCGAAGAAUUUUUGAGAGAUGACUAUUACCGAUUUGUCAAGUCUCAAAAAGAUCCAUUGCCCGCACAUGUCAAGGAAGGACUCUGGAACUUUACCCGCGAUUUUCCCGUUCAUCAAAAUCAAAUCUUUACCGUCUUGCCCCGCAAUGUGCCCUGGAGUGAAAUCGAAACCGUCCUCGAACAAAAACUACAAGAAGAAGCCGAUGUGCCGUACAAUACGGAAUACGAGAGUGACGACGAAGCCGAUACGGGGCCCACACUGUUUGCUCCAGACAAUAUGGUGACGCACCAUUUUAUUCGACAACAAUCCAAACGCGACGUCCAGUGGCUUCAAGAGCAUGGUCGUUGUUGCGAUCACAUUCGAGCCGACAAGUCGACCAUUCCGCAAGCGGGACGGGGAGCCUUUGCCACUCGUGAUUUACCAAAGGGGACCAUUGUGGGAUAUUCGCCACUCAUUCCCGUCGCAUUGGAAGGAGAACAAGUCUACAAUAUUCCCUAUGGCAGUAAGGAUCCCAACUAUGAGCCCUUUAUGGAUGAAAAUGGCAAGGAAGUGGUCGAAGAGGGAUACGAAAUGAAAGAUUUGGUCAUUAAUUACUCGUUUGGCCACAAGGACUCUACCAUGAUGCUGACACCCUACGGGAGUAUGAUCAAUUACAUUAAUCAUGGAGCCGGCGACAAGGCCAAUGUCAAGGUGGUUUGGCCCAGUCACGAAAUGGUGGCACACAAACCCGAAUGGCUGACACGCAAUGUCACCACCAUUCGGUACACUUUGGACAAGAUUGGACUGUCUUUUGAUUAUGUCGCACUACGAGAUAUCAAGGAAGGUGAAGAGAUUCUCAUGGAUUAUGGCCCCGAGUGGGAGGCUGCAUGGCGAAAACACGUUAUUGAUUGGGAACCACUCGCUCAUUCGGAGGAGUACGUUCAUUCUUCUGAAUGGCCCCAUGACGAACCACUUCGCACAGAAGCGGAACAGGAAACAAACCCUUACCCCGACAAUCUCGAAACCAUGUGCGUGGAAUCCUACAUGAAGGACCCACGGACCAUGGCAUACAAGUGGAUCCCCGUGCUGCGGAAAUCCUAUUUCCGAGUGGCAUGUACCGUCUUGGAGCGACACGAACCCAAAAAGGAAGGCAAACAGCACAGCUAUCGAGUGGAAAUGCUCAUUGGUGUCGACGAAGCCACGGGUGAAGAUCAAACCAUUAUUGUGGAUCGGGUCCCACACAAGUGGAUCUUUUUGACCGACAAGGUCAAAUCCGCCGACUGGCACAUGCCCAAUACCUUUCGCCACACCAUUGCGAUUCCCGAUGAAAUCUUUCCUCCUGCGUGGAAGAAUAAAUUGACGGGAGAAGGCAUGGAUAUUCCACCGCCUAAAAAGAAACCUGCUGCCACCAUGAAACCGAGUACCAUCAGCUCGGGUGCGCCCGCGGGAGCCAAAGCGGCGGGUGCCCCGGCAGGAGCCAGGGCCUCGGCUAAAGAAGAGUUGUAG